AUGAUGCAUCAUCAGACUCAUCUUCAUCCCUCCACCUGGUCAGUCUCCCAUGACAUGCCCUCCGUUUUUGAUCCGUUCGAUCUUUCCUCCAUCUUCUUCUCUGACCAUCAUUUCCAGUACCCAGUUGAAAUGGGUUCAGAAGCAUCCAAAUCCAUAGAGAAUUCCUCCCCCAAUGAAUUUGAAGUUGCUUCUGUCGUCUUCUCUCGAGAUCAUAAUUUCCAGUACCCAGUUAACGGAGAAGAUAUUACGGGAGUCCCAUCAAUGGAUUUGGAUGCUCAUGACCAUGAUUUGAGUGACCAAUUUCUGAAUAUCCAUGGAUACCCGGAAGAUAGUGAAGAGAGCUUCCUUCCUUCCCAGAAUCUAUCUUCUGAAGCAGAAGAUUAUUGGAGUUGUAGUCCAUGCAUGAAAUCAUCAGAAUGUUUGCUGAACUUGCCUCAAGAAGACAUGGAAAUGGACACCCAGCUGAUUCUUCCACAUCUUUUAGAAGCCCACGGUGAAGCCAGAGAUCAGAACCAUGAUGUUUUGGCAGAAGAAACCCUGAGAUGCAUAAACCAGAAAACAAGCCCACUCGCAGAAGAUCCUCUGGAACGCCUAGCAUUCCACUAUUCCUUCCAAAACAGGACAGGAAAUCCUGAGGGCCAUUUUCUCAAGCAGGAGGCUUACAAAAAUUUUGUUCCUGCAUUCAAGGCAUUUUACCAGAGCACCCCCCAUGGAAGAUUUGCUCAUUCUGGAGCCAAUUCAGCAAUUCUAGAAGCCAUAUCAAAGGAUUCAGAGGCCAUACACAUAAUAGAUUUCGACAUCGGAGAAGGGGUCCAGUGGCCCCCUGUGAUCGAGGCCAUUUCUCAACAGAACAGAGCGCUGAAGUUAACAUCAAUGAAAUGGGAAACAGAGCAAGAAAACUCUGAGGAGCCCAGAAGGAACCUUGUUGAAUACGCAAGGUCCUGCGGUCUCAAGAUGAAGAUAGAAGAAAAAGGUUUCGAGGAAUUGGUUUCGAAACUCAAGAAAUUGAAAAAAAGAGGAGGCAACGUGAAGAGAGAUUUCCUAGUCUUUAACUGCAUGGUGGGUCUUCCUCACAUGGGAAGAGGAAGAAGCAGAAGGUCUGUAAUGGAGUUUUUAAAUUUAGCCAAGAACAUGAUCAACAAGAACACCUGCAACAGGGGAAUCAUCACUUUGGGGGAUGGGGAAGCUGACAACAAACUGAGAAACAGCUUGAGUUUCAGGUCAUUUUUUGACGGCAACAUGAUUCAUUACAAGGCCUUACUGGAAUCAGUAGAAUCAAAUUUCCCAGCUUGUUUCUCACAAGCAAGAACAGCCGUAGAGUUCUUAUUCGUGGGACCUUAUGUGUCUUCCGCUGCUUGGAUGAAGAAAUGGGAAGAACUGAGAGAAAAUAACCAUUUUCAGGCAGAAAAUGGCUUUGGGAUAGAGGGUAGAAGAUUGAGCCAAGAGAUUUUAAUGGAAGCGAGGGAAAUGUUGAGAGGAAGCAUGGUGGGGUCAUACGAGGCAAGGAUUGAAGGGCAAAAUGGGAAUGAAAUGGUUCUCGCAUGGAAAGGAACACAGCUAGUCAGAGUAUCAACUUGGGGAAGUCAAGAGGCCUGA
This is a messenger RNA of Prosopis cineraria, 1596 nucleotides long. Its product is annotated as protein NODULATION SIGNALING PATHWAY 2-like. Lineage: Eukaryota; Viridiplantae; Streptophyta; Magnoliopsida; Fabales; Fabaceae. Gene Ontology annotation, molecular function: DNA-binding transcription factor activity; sequence-specific DNA binding. The coding region runs from base 1 to 1596 and encodes 531 amino acids. Gene Ontology annotation, cellular component: nucleus. The transcript has a single exon. The record is from RefSeq and is a predicted model, not a curated record. Gene Ontology annotation, biological process: regulation of DNA-templated transcription.